UUUUAAAUGAUCCCAGCAACCUGUGUAUGCUAGUAAUAAGUCAUUACAGUCUUAAAACGUUGGAAAGAUUGACAUUGAGACUCGCAGAUUACAAACAAUAAUUAUCUAAUAAAUAUAUCAUAGAAAUAUGGAUCCAAGUUUUCAAGCUUCUAUAUUAACCUAUGAGGAAUUGGUCUUGGAGUAUAACAGCAAGGGCAUUCAUAGGUUAUCUUUCAUUACUUAGUAAAAUCUCAUAAAAUUCGAGUCAACUUCUGGUACAAUAUAUAUGCAAACGGCAAAUCUUCUUAUCUACAAAUCCGCUAAAAUAUCCUCUUCAGGAAAGUCACCCACCUCUACGUCUGUCGGCUUCAGAAAGGAGCCAUGCUUAUUUCUUGUAGUAAAAUAACGCUUUCCUUGAAUAGAACCAUCAUUUUUUCCAACAGGCUCGUCAAACUCGACACCUAUCCACAGUGAAUUCUUGGAAAUUUCAGGGACAUAUCCAAUGUAACGGAUUGUACCAUAACGCUCACCGCUGGCACAACACCUAGAAUUCAUAUUUACCUGUAGAUCCUUAAUUUCUCUCUCCAAUGACUCUUGUUUUGAGCUGACUGAUUCAGCAUAGGCUGGAUUAAAGCGACCAAGAUGAUUGCGCUUCUUCCAUGCCAAAACAGAAUCGUCGCGACGUUCGUACUCUUCUUGAGACAUUUCAUACUUUUCUACCUCAGAAAGAUCCUCAUAGUUUGGUCUCAAGUGAGGAGGACGUGUGUCUUCAAUUAUAAAUGUACUUAGUUCUUCGAUAUCGUGAUGAGACAAUAUAUCAUUUUCUUCUUCGCUUGUAAAUGUAUGCGAUUGGGAAGUAGAAGAAGCAGGUUCAUAUUUAAUUUUUUGAUAUAUCUCUGGAAUUCCUAUUAUAGGAACUAGCUUUGUCUUCAAUUGACUCAAAGUCCAAUGGAGGUUGAUUUUUCGAUCGGACCUUAUCCCUGAGGAACGUACAUUCACAUAAAUAUCAUUCAUUUCUUGUAAAUAUCGUCUGAUUUCAAAUAUGAUUUCUUUCUAGCUCUACAAUACUUUUUGAGGAUACGUACAGGGUUACUAGCAACGGGCGAAAUAGAACUCCAACGAAACUGCUUCACAAUAUCGAGCUUCAGGUGUUGUUCAUAUUCGGCAUCAAGUGUAUUCUUCAUGGGUUAAAGAUAUAGAUUAUUUAUAUUUUGGUUUUGUUUAGGUUAUAUUGUACCCGACUUUUAGUAAACUAAGCUUGCUUGACGGAUUUUGCCUGGUAUAUCAAUUGUAUCCUUCGAGAGUUUAUUGAAAGAACUAAAAAGUCUGUUAUUUUAUUUUAUUUCAUAAUUUUGAGUUAAAAGAAACAGAAUGGCCGCUGAACGACGUGCUUCUACGGAAUUGGUCGCUUCUGAGCAAGCAUCAGAAGAUGCGUCUGCGCCAAAAGGCUUUAACAAAUUUGCUCUUUGGUCAAAAGCUAUGGAUGAGAAAAAGUCAAGUGAUUCCGGUCUAUUCUCCAUCAACGAGAGUGAAGAAUUUCGAGAAUUGUGCGAGGCCUGUCGCCGAGGUGAUUUAGAAGUUGUUCGAAGUAUGAUUGAGAACUACAAUGUGCCGAUUAAUCAAGUUGAUAUAUUUGACUACUCACCGCUCGUUCUUGCAAGUUUGUGCGGUCAUGAAGAAGUCGUGAAAUAUCUGUUGGAGAAUGGUGCGAUAUGUGAACGUGAUACCUUUCAAGGAGAGCGAUGCCUUUAUGGUGCAUUGAAUGAUCACAUCCGUAAAAUGCUUUUGUCUUAUAACAUUACGAAGUCAGUAGAUGAGUCUCAACCAUACGCUAGUCAUAUAACCUCUUUGCUUUCCAAUUCCACUUUCCAUUUUACAUCUGACGUUACUUUUUCUGGUAGCAGUAUAUCUUUACCUGGGCAUAGGUUUUAUCUAGCCUCGAGAAGUCCUUAUUUUAGAGAGAAGUUUUUGAAAUUAAAAGACGAGUCUUCGAUUCCUAUCAAGAGAAAUGAAAAGGAAUUAGAGACUGUAUUACGGUUUUUAUAUUUGGAUUAUCAUCCUUUGUUUUCCAAACAAGAUGCAUCAGCUUUGGUUUCGAUUGCCAAAAAGUUUUCUUUGACCGACUUCGUGAAUUGUUUCCAAAACAAUCCAGAACAAAUGCGUUCGCCAGAUUGGAGAAAAGGCCAGUUAGUACAGACCCAGGAGGAUAUGGGCCGUUUUAUAAAGGAGAUAAUUCAAAAUUACAAGCAAAAUAUUUCUGAACCUAUUGAAAACUUGCCGCAUCAGUGCUCUUUUCAUGAUGCUUACUUACAAUCGGAGACACAUCGCUAUCCUGUUCAUCGCGCAAUUCUAUGCAGGUCAGAAUACUUCAUGGAUAUGUUCACAGGCCCUUUCUUAGAAGGUAACCAAAGCCUACCGACUGUUACUCUUCCAUUUUCGAACGAAAUUGUCGAGAUUGUUCUUGAAUUUUUAUAUUCAGACAAGGCCGAUAUUCCUGCUUUUCUUGCUUUGGACGUCAUUUAUGUUGCAGAUAUGCUUUCACUCGAUAAAGAAAGAAGUUUGAAGUCUUUAGCUUCUAUCGCAAUCACUAAACAAAAAGAACCCAAAGAUAGUAUUUACGAUAUUUUGCGAACGGCAUGGGACACUUCAACCUUAAGAUUAGAGCAAUAUGCUUCAGAAUACAUGGCUAAUAAUUUGGAAAAAAUUAUUGAUGAUCCAGAGUUUCAUGAACUUGUCAUCGAAAGUGCCGAUCGUAUUCUUCAUCGACAGGAAACUGAUACCAUUGAGCUUAUUGAUGAUAUUCGCUAUUUCCUUUCAAAACGCUAUGGCAUUUAUCACGAAGAUUUAUGCGUCGAUGGUUAUGUGGAUACUUUGACACCAUAUGAAAAAGACUAUAAUCAAAGGAUGGAUAUGAUUGAAGAUUUGUUGAUGAAACUGAAUUUAGGAGCUUGAGUAUUUAGGAAUUCCGUUUAUCUAUGUUGAUGUCUACUCUAUAUACAGCUAUCAAGAAAGGGUUCAAAGAUAUAACUUGUAAU
Messenger RNA from Schizosaccharomyces octosporus yFS286, 3014 nucleotides. RefSeq names its product substrate adaptors for Cullin 3 ubiquitin ligase Btb3. NCBI's taxonomy places the organism in Eukaryota, Fungi, Ascomycota, Schizosaccharomycetes, Schizosaccharomycetales, Schizosaccharomycetaceae. The transcript has 3 exons. The record is from RefSeq and is a predicted model, not a curated record. Gene Ontology annotation, cellular component: ubiquitin ligase complex; cytoplasm. The coding region runs from base 1351 to 2931 and encodes 526 amino acids. Gene Ontology annotation, molecular function: protein binding.